GAAAAUGGCGGAUAUUGAGGAGUUACGGAAUAUGGUAUCAAGUUUCCGUGUCUCAGAGCUCCAGGUACUGUUAGGUUUUGCUGGAAGGAAUAAGAGCGGUCGAAAGCAUGAACUUCUGCUGAGGGCUUUGCAUUUACUCAGGAGUGGUUGUAGUCCUGCUGUGCAGAUCAAAAUAAAGGAACUGUAUUGUCGGAGAUACCCACGGACAUUUGAUGGUCUUCAGGAUUUGGUGGCUCUGAAGUCAAGCAUUAAAUCCUACUUUCAAAUAGACAGCGGUGCCACAGUUGUGAGCUCAGAUCUUCCUCUGCAAACUGGCCAUUCAGACCUCCUGCAGCAGCACCUGGUGAGCUGCGAUUCACCUGUGUUUCAUGAAUCGAAGCCCAUGAUGAAUAUGCAGCAGGCCACACCACUUAUGGCCCCCGUCCACCCGGACGUGCAGAUGAAGUCCCAACCAUUUUACGAUGUGCUGGAUAUCUUGAUCAAACCGUCAAGCUUAGGGACCCAUGCUGGUCAGAGGUUUCAUCAUGAAAAGUACUUCAUAUUUGCUUUGACUCCACAACAAGUGAGAGAAGUUUGCAUUUCACGGGACUUUCUUCCGGGUGGAAGAAGGGACUACAUGGUUCAAAUUCAACUGCGGUUUUGUCUAGCAGAGACCAGCUGUCCACAAGAGGACAAUUAUCCAAACAGCCUCUGCAUCAAAGUCAAUGGGAAGCUCUUUCCCCUCCCUGGCUAUGCACCACCUCCUAAGAAUGGUGUGGAGCAAAAAAGACCCGGCAGACCGCUGAACAUCACGUCGCUGGUCAGGUUGUCAUCCGCUGUACCCAAUCAGAUAGUAGUCACGUGGGCACCUGAAAUAGGAAAGACAUACUCCAUGUCAGUUUACUUGGUGCGGCAGCUGACCUCUCCACUGUUGCUACAGAGAUUAAGAAUGAAGGGGAUCAGAAACCCUGACCAUUCCAGAGCUUUAAUUAAAGAAAAACUCACGGCAGACCCUGACAGUGAAAUCGCCACAACAAGUUUACGAGUCUCACUCAUGUGCCCUUGCAGUUUUAAAGUGAUUCUUGACCUCUCAGGCGCUGUCCCAGUGCGGCAAAGUGCAGUGGUACCACCCUCAGAAACCAGCAGCACAAAAAAAGGAGACGUAAUCGACCUCACACUAGAGAGCUCAUCUGAUGAUGAAGAGGACAGCGAUCCUCCUCUGAAAAAGCGCUGUGUCUACAUGUCAAAGGCUGAGGAGAUGCACAACACAGGGGUCCUGACUUAUCAGCCAUCAACAGUUCGGGUGCCAAAUGUCCAGGCGCUAGACACCUCAUACCUGACCUCCUCAAUAACGGACUACUCCGUUCCAUUCCACCAUUCUACCUUAUCCACUCUUCCCACAGAUAUGCAAAGUCUUGAUUUAUUUUCUCUGAUACAAGGGGAUCCACAGCAGCAUUACAGAGGCCCUAUAUUUUUAGACAACCUCUCCAGCAGCCUUCAGAGUGCCACCACCAGCAGCGGCCUGGUUUCCUCAUCAGCUCCGUACGAGACGGCAACUCAUAGCAGCAGCUCGAGUCACGAGACGGGUGUCAUUACGGGAGGAUCUUCAGGCCUAUCAGACAUUAUUUCACUAGACUGAAUCCUGGCACAUCUUUAUUGGCCAGUCACCAAAACAGCUACACUUAAGUCAAGUUGGCGAAGUGAAAAAUAUUUUCUACGUUUAACUCUGGACUUCAAGAAUCAUGUUUCGACAAGGACCCAGAAGGACUACUAUGAAGAUCUCUAAAUGUUUUGGCUGGGUCAGCAACAGUGCUGUUUUAAAAAGCAAACUCGAAUCAAGCUGUUCUCCCUUUGAACUGGGGAAACUGCCAGAUACACAGUGACUCUCAUCCGUUAGCUGUAUGAGUGGAGGAGCAGAAUGAAACAAACGGCAUAAAUGAGUGGACUAGAAAGCUCAGACGAGUCUAAUAUUGUCUACAUUGUGUGUUUUGCAUUGGCGGUUCUGCAGUUGAAACGGCAGCAGGUUUUCAGCGGCAGCUCAGUUUAUGUUGUCUCUUCGAUAUCAGCAGUGCAAUUAUUUUUUGUUAGAAGACUUCCGUUUUAGCAAUAAAAAAACAGUUUUAUAAUGUAAAAUGUUUACUUGUCUUAUAUUAAGGCAGAAUGCAUAAGCAGAUUUUUUUUGGUGGUUAUUUGCUCAAGAGCCAUCAGAUUCCCUUUUGCUGAUGUGGUGAACUUUUAUUUUCAAUCUGUAAGUUUAUAUGAAAGGUGUUUUGGCUCAAUCUCAACACCAUGUUCACCUCAAAAAUUGUAAUAUGACCGUUGUUAAAACAACGAGUAAUUUGUGUCAUUUCAUGGUUCUUGGUCAGUUAGCAACCUGCAGGCAUAAUGAAUAUUGAGCCAUUCAUUUUAUUAUUAUUUAUUUUUUAUUAUUAUGAUUAUGCAAGUUUUGAUAUAGGAUGGGGAUCUUUUUUCUUUUACAAAUCUGCUUUUAUUGCUAAUGGUUAUUUACUUGUGGUUUGAGUUAAUCUAAUUUAUUUUACUGGAUUAUGAGCCAUACAACAUACUGUCAUUUUGACUAAGUCUGAAGACAUGUAAGAGGCUGCUUAUUUAUUUUAGACGUUCCCCCUUGUUACAUAUGUACUAUUUUGAGUUGGAUGUAAAAAAAACAAAAACAAAGAUGUGCUGUAAAUGUUGAUACAGGACUUUUAUUGUCCCUCCCUGUCAGGGUUGCGGUUUUGAAUUGACAUAGCUCUCCAUUGAUAAUGGCACAGGUAAUGUUGUUGAGAAACUUGAAUUCUUUGCCAAAAGGAGGGCACAGUUCAUGAUGAUUUAUAUACAUCCUAAGAAAACCAAUACCAAUACACCAAUACACAUUACACAGUGAUUAGAGCAAUAUUUCAUAUCCAUCUGGAAAAAUAUAUUUUUAAAGUUGAAUUAAGUCCAGAUUGCUGUGUUGUGCUGGCUUUACUUUAUGUAUGGAUACAUCCACACAGUUUGGUUUAAAGUGCUCAGAUUUUAUUUGCUGCCAGAUUGUGCAGCUUU
Sinocyclocheilus grahami is the source of this 3021-nucleotide messenger RNA. Its product is annotated as E3 SUMO-protein ligase PIAS2-like. The transcript has 12 exons. Gene Ontology annotation, molecular function: transcription coregulator activity; SUMO ligase activity. Gene Ontology annotation, biological process: regulation of transcription by RNA polymerase II; protein sumoylation. Gene Ontology annotation, cellular component: chromatin. The coding region runs from base 5 to 1618 and encodes 537 amino acids. NCBI's taxonomy places the organism in Eukaryota, Metazoa, Chordata, Actinopteri, Cypriniformes, Cyprinidae. The record is from RefSeq and is a predicted model, not a curated record.